Messenger RNA from Colletotrichum truncatum, 759 nucleotides. RefSeq lists its product as uncharacterized. The record is from RefSeq and is a predicted model, not a curated record. NCBI's taxonomy places the organism in Eukaryota, Fungi, Ascomycota, Sordariomycetes, Glomerellales, Glomerellaceae.
AUGAGACACACAACUAUUCUUUCUGGCCUUGCCGUCCUUCUUCCCUCGGCAGCCGUUGCCUAUUCCACCCCGAACAUACUGGACGCUCGCCAGAACAACAAGCCCCCUUACCAGGAUGUAGUGUGCAAGCCCGAGACCAGCGGCCAACUGCCACCUUGUGUUCAGAUUGAGAACAUUGAGGUUGCUUGCAAGCCGAACGGCACUAGCUCCAUCUACUACGAGGCACACGCUCAGUGCAUGUGUGGUGGCUCGUUCUUCGCCGAGAAACUUGCCUGCGAACGCUGCCUGUUUGUUCACGGCUUACGCAGUGAAAGAGACCUGGCCUUUUACAGUGGUGUUCUGUCAUCGGCUUCCAAUGCCCUUUGCACCGGCACGCCCACUGCCGCCUACGCCGCUAUCUACUCGAGCAUUGAAGUGGCCGCCACACCCGUGACGACGGGCAACACUGUUACUAGUGACCAAGCCGUCAGCAACACGGCCAUCUCCCUGUACUACACUGCAAGCGGUCCCCAGGGCCCCGGUAGUAUCUCAGGAGCUGCUGCGAGUGCAACCAAUACCGGCGGCAGUACUUCGGCACCCACAACUACCCGCGCAGUUACCAGCAAUGGAAGCGGUUCCACGACUACUUCCAGAUCAACCGGCACUGCUUCUGGCCAGGCUGCAACAACUUCUACCUCUGGUAGUGGUGCUAUGCCGACCUUUGUUGCUGGUGGACUUGUCGCCGGUGCAGCUGGCUUGGUCGUCAUGGCGGGUCUAUAA